AUGUCGAAUUCCCUGCCAUUGACCGACUCACUGGACAACUCGGACACAGAGAAGGGUUCGGUCAGCCAGGAAGUUGCUGUUCUUGAACCUGAAGACACGCCCUCUUCUAGUAAAGUUGAAUUAUUCCCUGAAGGCGGAACACGAGGAUGGUUGACUAUCUGCGGCGCAGUACUUGUUCAAUUCACAACAUUUGGCUACAUUAAUUCGUUUGGUGCAUAUCAAGACCUUUAUGUUCGCGAAUACCUUUCAGACUACAGUCCCAGCACCAUAGGAUGGAUAGGGGGAACUCAGAUUUUUUUGAAUUUCUCUUUGGGUAUCAUUGUCGGCCGAGCCUUUGACAGAGGUUAUUUCCGCCACCUCAUGGUUUCUGGUCUUAUAUUUUACUCCCUUGCACUUUUCAUGUUGUCAUUAUCGCACAAAAAUUCGUACUAUCAGGUUUUUUUGACUCACGGGGUAGCACUGGGGCUGGCGAGUGGUUUGUCUUACGUUCCAAGUUUGGGAAUCGCCUCCCACUAUUUCCACCGACGACGACCUCUAGCCAUGGGCAUUGUGUCUUCUGGCGCUGCUCUUGGUGAGGGUGUUGACACUGGGUUACCGUAA
Laccaria bicolor S238N-H82 is the source of this 600-nucleotide messenger RNA. RefSeq names its product mycorrhiza-upregulated monocarboxylate permease. Gene Ontology annotation, biological process: transmembrane transport. Bases 1 to 600 code for a protein of 199 amino acids. Gene Ontology annotation, molecular function: transmembrane transporter activity. The transcript has 8 exons. Gene Ontology annotation, cellular component: fungal-type vacuole membrane. The record is from RefSeq and is a predicted model, not a curated record. Lineage: Eukaryota; Fungi; Basidiomycota; Agaricomycetes; Agaricales; Hydnangiaceae.